GUACCUUUGAUGCAAAAUCAAGGACAGGCGGCAGGCCGAUCAAAAAGCAGAGUCCUGAGCUGUCCAGCCUCAGGGCACUCUUAAGACAGGUUUUGGGCGAUUGAACUUGAAACUGGGCUCUUCAAUUGAGCUUCUUGGAAGUCCUGAGGGACCUGCUCCUUUCCACCUUAGGUAGAGUUUUCUGCAAAGCGUAGAGUUUGCUGCAGAGCCGCCGACCGUGUUGGCGUCGUCCCAACACGUGAUCACCUCUGCAAACUUUGGAGCUAAACUGAGACGGCGGAACCAUGGGGGAGAGCCAGUAUUCCUUCUCCUUGACGACUUUCAGUCCAUCAGGAAAGCUGGUGCAAAUAGAGUACGCUCUGAACGCAGUAAACGCUGGAGCCACUUCUUUGGGCAUCAAAGCCACAAAUGGAGUCGUGAUAGCUACAGAGAAAAAGCUGCCGUCAAUUCUGAUAGACGAGGACUCGGUCAAGAAAAUAUCCUUGUUGACAGAGAAUAUAGGCGUCGUGUACAGCGGGAUGGGUCCAGACUCUCGAGUGUUAGUCAGAAAGAGUCGGAAGCAGGCGCAGGCGUACCAUAGACUAUACGAGGAGAACAUCCCGGUUACGCAACUCACAAGAGAAAUCGCGACAGUCAUGCAGGAGUUCACGCAAUCCGGGGGCGUCCGACCGUUUGGCGUGUCGCUGCUGGUGGCGGGGUACGACGCCGACGGCCCGCACCUCUUCCAGGUCGACCCCUCCGGCUCCUACUUCGCCUGGAAAGCGUCCGCCAUCGGCAAGAACAUGGUCAACGCCAAGACGUUCCUGGAAAAGAGGUAUACGGAAGAUAUGGAGCUGGAGGAUGCCAUCCACACCGCCAUCCUCACGCUAAAAGAAGGGUUUGAGGGCCAGAUUGCAGGUGACAACAUUGAGAUUGGUAUCAUCGGGCAGGACCAAAAAUUCAGGGUAUUGAGCGUCGCAGAAGUUAACGACUACCUUGCGGAGGUUGAAUAAGACGGAAGUGCACCUUUGGUUGUAUAUCUCAGGAAGAUAAGCAUACCUUGUUCUCUGGAAACGUUGCUCAGAAGCGUCUCUUGUGUUCAGGAUGGCUGUCAUGCGAUUGUGCUUACUUAGUUGCCCAACUCACUUGGUAGACAAGUCAGUGCAUCAAGGCAUGGCAUGUAUUAGUGCAGAUUUUGGGUGUGGCUUGCCUUGUCUCAUGUCCAUGGAUUCUCUGCAAU
Klebsormidium nitens is the source of this 1219-nucleotide messenger RNA. Lineage: Eukaryota; Viridiplantae; Streptophyta; Klebsormidiophyceae; Klebsormidiales; Klebsormidiaceae. The record is from the annotation of a GenBank genome assembly.